AUGAAGUGUGGUUUGUUGUGGUGUAGUGCGGUGUGUUGUGUUGUGGUAUAGUGUGGUGUGUUGUGGUGUAGUGUGGUGUGUUGUGGUGUAGUGCGGUGUGUUGUGGUGCAGUGCGGUGCGUUGUGGUGUAGUGUGGUUUGUUGUGUUGUGGUGUAGUGUGGUGUGUUGUGGUGUAGUGUGGUUUGUUGUGGUGUAGUGCGGUGUGUUGUGUUGUGGUGUAGUGCGGUGUGUUGUGGUGCAGUGCAGUGCGGUGUGUUGUGGUGUAGUGUGUGUGGUUUGUUGUGGUGUAGUGCGGUGUGUUGUGUUGUGGUGUAGUGUGGUGUGUUGUGGUGUAGUGUGGUUUGUUGUGGUGUAGUGUGUGCGGUGCAGUGCAGUGCGGCCUCCGUGGUUGGCUCAGGGAUCUUCUUCAUCUGGCCGUGGAGCUCAGUACCGGAGCUGCCUCUGCAGCCGCCACAUCGAACCCACCUGACCGGACACCCACUCGACCACUCCCACCUCACCUAUAGCCCGAGCCCGCACGGUGCACGCGUAAAAGGAUCAUCACCAUGGAAACGCCGAAGCUCUGCUCCAGAGGCCGCUGACAAACUGUGA
Messenger RNA from Sebastes umbrosus (honeycomb rockfish), 591 nucleotides. RefSeq names its product keratin-associated protein 4-12. Lineage: Eukaryota; Metazoa; Chordata; Actinopteri; Perciformes; Sebastidae. The record is from RefSeq and is a predicted model, not a curated record. The transcript is spliced from 5 exons.